Molecule: messenger RNA, 3121 nt
Organism: Gorilla gorilla gorilla (western lowland gorilla)
Lineage: Eukaryota; Metazoa; Chordata; Mammalia; Primates; Hominidae
Product: putative ubiquitin-like protein FUBI-like protein ENSP00000310146
Exons: 3
Coding region: 539-940 (133 amino acids)
Molecular function (GO): protein binding
Source: RefSeq, a predicted model, not a curated record
UUCUGAUUUGGGCUUCAGACCCAGAUUUUUUCCUACAAUAAAUGAUGUAACUAUUCUGCCUUAAGAAUCUUCUAGCAUUUCUCUUUCCAACACGACAGCCGGGGCUGGACUAGCCCCGAGAGUUGCAACGGAAGAUGGGCUACAAAGCGGGAUGUAAUCCUGGGCCGCCCCAAUAUGCCCCGCAUGAGCCGAACCGAACGGCUGGCUCCUUGCAGUUGGGGCCACCUACCUGGGACCUCCCCUUCCCUGUUUGCGACCUCUACACCCUGGCCACACUUGGAGCACCGCCGCACGGUCUGUGGGCGACCCCUCGCCACCUCUAUUGCUCGGCACUCCAACCCUGUCUAUGUUUAAGCAGAGAUGUCCAGAGAGCAGCCGCUCUCAACAUCUACCGCAUCCCACCGUCUAGCAGGAAGCCCGCUCUCUCUCCAACUCCGCGGGACCGACUAGAGUACGAUGAGGACCGACUAGAGCACAGUGAGGACCGUCCAGAGCGCCCCCUCGGAGAGCCCCAGGGCUUCCAGGACGGCGCCCGCGCAUGCGCGGACGCCGACGGGCUUGGCGAGGAGGUGGGGCUGCUGACCUCAGUCUCCUCUGCCCUCAAGUCGCCUACAUGCGCGCCCGGGAGCUGCACACUCUUGAAGUGACCGGCCUGGAGACGGUUGCCCAGAGCAAGGCCCAUGUAGCAUCCCUGGAGGGCCUCAUCCCUGAAGAUAAGGUCGUGCUUCUGGCAGGUUCUCCCUUACAGAAUGAAGCCACCCUGGGUCAGUGUGGGGUGGAAGCCCUGACGACCCUGGAAGUGGUUGGCCGCAAGCUAGGAGGUAAUAACUGCCUCUCACUGCAAGUCAACCCUGUUCAACCAGCCAGAUAUUUGUGGACAACACUUCAUAGCUCAAAACAAGGUGAACCUAACUCCUCAGCAAACCACAGAUGCUUCUGAAAGUCUCCAAGGCCAGAAGAAAACCCCUAAACAUAUACCACACUGUGGCAACUGUAGCCUAGAAGGUAAUGAAUGAAGAACACAGCAAAUAUCUGAGAGUUGCUGCCUGAAGACACAGGACAAUGACUUCAGAAGGAUGGGGAUGGGCUGGAAAACCUCUGGUCUCCACCCUCCUUACAGCUGUGAUUUGCUUCUCCCUAGGAAGGUCCUGCUUCCAUCCUUCUCCCCAUACCCCACUCACUUGAGUGUCUCACACGGGAUGGUAACUAGAUGUAACACUUGCCAAGGGGUCAUUAUCACCUACUAAAUACAAAUAGAUGUCUGGCUUGUCUGUCCACAGAGAGGUGAAUGAUGAGAGGAUUCAAUCUCCUGGAAUCAAAAGAACUUUUUGGCAUGUAUUCUACAAAUUAAAAACUCAAUGGCCAGCCGGGCAUGGUGACUCACGCCUGUAAUCCUAGCACUUUGGGAGACUGAGGCAGGCAGAUUGCCUGAGCUCAAGAGUUCGAAGGCCGGGUGCGGUGGCUUACACCUGUAAUCCCAGCACUUUGGGAGGCCUAGACGGGUGGAUCACCUGAGAUCAGGAGUUUGAGACCAGCCUGACCAACACGGAGAAACCCUGUCUCUAGUAAAAAUACAAAAAUUAGCCAGGCGUGGUGGUGCAUGCCUGUAAUCCCAGCUACUCUGGAGGCUGAGGCAGGAGAAUCGCUUGAACCUGGGAGGUGGAGGUUGCGGUGAGCCGAGAUCGUGCCACUGCACUCCAGCCUGGGCAACAAGAGCGAGACUCCAUCUCAAAAAAAAAAAAAAAAAAAAGAGUUCGAGACCACCCUGGGCAACAUGGUGAAAUCCCGUAUCCACUAAAAUACAAAAAAUUAGCCAGGUGUGGUGGCGCAUGCCUGUAGUCCCAGCUACUCGGGAGGUUGAAGCAGGAGAAUUGCUUGAACCCAGGAGGCGGAGGUUGCAGUGAGCCGAGAUUGUGCCACUGCACUGCAGCCUGGGCAACAGAGUGAGACUCUGUCUCAAAAAAAAAAAAAAAAAAAAAAAAAAACCUGGAUGACUAAAUGAGAUAUCACUGCACACCUAUUUGAACAGCUAAAAUUAAAACAAUGACAAUACCAAAUACUGGCAAGCAUGCAGAGAAACUAAAUCUCUCAUACUUUGUUGGUGGAAACAUAAAAUAGUUCCGCCACUCUGGAAAAUAGUUCAGCAGUUUCUUAAAAACCUAGACAUAUAAUAAUAAUUAUUAUUAUUAUUUUGAGACGGAGUCUCUCUCUGUCACCUAGGCUUGAGUGCAAUGGCGCGACCUCGGCUCACUGCAGCCUCAGACUCUUGGGUUCAAGCAAUUCUCCUGCCUCAGCCUCCUGAGUAGCUGGGAUUACAGGUAAUUACAGAUAAUUUUUUUGGUAUUUUUAGUAGAGACAGGGUUCCACCAUGUUGUCCAGGCUGGUCUCAAACUCCUGACCUCAGGUGAUCCACCCUCCUCGGCCUCCCAAAGUGCUGGAAUUACAGGCGUGAGCCGCGAUGCCCAGCCAACAUAUAAUUAUUAUACAACCCAGCCACUGCACUCUUGGGCAUUUAUUCUAGAGAAACAAAAACUUUUCCCCACUCAAAAGCAUGUAUGUGAAUGUUCCUAGCAGUUUAUUUUAUAAUGGUCAAUAUCUGGAAACAAUCCAAAUGUCCUUCAAUGAGUUAAUGGUUAAAAUAACUGUGGUGCACCCAUACCAUGGAAUACUGUUCAGCAAUAAAAUGGAAUGAAAUGACCUGAAUGGAUCUCAGGAGAAUUAUGCUGCAUGAAAAACACCCAUCUCAGGCCGGGUGUGGUGCUUGCAGUGAGCCGAGAUAGUGCCACUGCACUCCAGCCUGGGCAACAGAGAGAGACUCCAUCUCAAAAAAAAAAGAAAGAAAGAAAGAAAAACACCCAUCUCAAAAGGUGACCUGCUCUAUGAUUCCAUUUGUAUACCUCAUGAAAUGAUAAAAGUGUAGAAAUAGAGAACAGAUUGGUAGUUGUCAGGGGUUAAGGAGGAGAUGGUAUGAUGGGAUUAUGGUGGUGAUUACACAGAUCUACGUGAGAUAAUUACAUAAUAUUACACCCAGCCAACUACAUUUUUUAAAAAUCUUUUUUAGAGGCCGGGCGCAGUGGCUCACACUUGUAAUCCCAGCACUCUGGAAGGCCGAGGCGGGCGG